AUGCCUGCUCCUCCACCCCCUCCGCCCCCCCCGCCUCCGCCUCCUCCAGGUAUGGGCUUUGGCGGUCCUCCACCACCCCCUCCACCCCCAGGAGGCGCUUUGCCAGCGGGCCCACCUAAAGGAGCAAUGAAAGGACGGGACGCCUUAUUGGGAGAUAUUACUAAAGGAGCAAGACUCAAGAAGGCUGUCACAAAUGAUCGCUCUGCGCCCCUAUUAGACAAGAAUUCUAGCGGAGGGGGGGGAGGACCUGUGGCAGGAGCACCACCGGUCCCGGGAAUGAGAGCACCUAGUGGGCUUGCACCCCCAGUUCCUAGUGGAAAUCGAGCACGAAGCAACAGUGACACCGGAGGAGAUGCUGCCAUACCCAGUGCACCGCAACUCGGUGGACUCUUCGCUGGGGGUAUCCCGAAGCUGAAAAAGACUCGAGGAGGAAUCGAUACGGGGGCUGAUGGAGCACAUUCCGACUCAGAAACAAGCAGACCAACACCACGACUUCCAGUCAACUCGGCACCUCGUCCGCCCUCCAUGCCCGCCCCCUCUAUCCCCAGCUUCAGACCUCCUCUUCCAGGAUCUACCGACUCGGCGCCAGCAUUACCCAGCCCGCUUGCCAAUCUCAAGAAGGCACCUCCAAAACCACUCUCGAAACCGUCAUCUAUCGCCAAUCUAGCUGCAGGAAAACCACCUCCUCCUCCACCUACAGCAAGAAAAGUCAGUAAUCUCGCACCACCUCCAGCACCUCCUCCGCCACCUCCACCAUCAACAUCGCCCCCAGGGAUUGUGCCUUCAGCGCCUCCACCUCCACCGCCGUCAUUCAGUCCAGCUCCGCCUCCUCCAGCAGCCAAUUCGGCUCCGCCUGCCCCUCCACCGCCGCCACCACCUCCCACGUCGAAUCCAAGUCCAGCGCCCUUUUCAGCUCCUCCACCACCUCCGAUGCCGCCUUCAUCAGCACCGAUGCCAAGAGCGGCAGCUCCUCCUCCGCCACAACCACCACCCGGACCACCGCCUCCUCCAAUGUCUCCUCCUUCGACGAAUGGCGCUGGAUCUCUAGCAAUGAAAGCUGCAACUACGGCUUUUGGGAGGCAGUCUUCUUAUUCGGCAGCUGAUGCUCCUCCUUCGCCUUCUUCACCCGCCUCUCCACCUGGAUCAAGGCGAAUAUCGCAGCUGCCUUCGAGAUCGACUCUGGACGCCAGUUCUUAUACCCUUAGUAAUGGCAAUGCAUUGGGCUCUCCUGGUCGAACUGGUACGUUCAAAGUUGAGGAUAGUAGGUGGAAGUUCCAGGAUGAAAGCCACUUACCACCACCGCGUCAAUUUACCGGCGUCUCAAAGAGAUAUCGAGCUGGAAGAGGAAGCAGCGUUCCAUUGGAUCUUGCGAGUCUGGGCUAG
Messenger RNA from Exophiala aquamarina CBS 119918, 1383 nucleotides. RefSeq lists its product as uncharacterized. Lineage: Eukaryota; Fungi; Ascomycota; Eurotiomycetes; Chaetothyriales; Herpotrichiellaceae. The transcript has 2 exons. The record is from RefSeq and is a predicted model, not a curated record. Gene Ontology annotation, molecular function: actin binding. The coding region runs from base 1 to 1383 and encodes 460 amino acids.